GAGCCAGGUGUGCGCGUGUGCGUGGUCACGCUGAGGUUUUCUUUCCCCAAACAUUCCUUCUAUUUACAAUAAACUUGUUUGUUGUUAAUUUAUAGGGCGAGUGAAGCUCGCGUUUAUUACGCGUGAAAAAGUGUCGCGAAGAAAAGUACGUGUCCAGUGUCUUAGCGGGAGAAUGUAAAAAGAGAGGCAAAACAAAGUUUGUACGCGUUUCUCAAGUAAACAGGCGGUCCACGUUUCACAGAUUAUGUAUAAAAUUACGGAGGGACAGAAACGGGGUUAGAAUCAGCGAGAGUGCGGGUGAUUGUGAAAUUUGAAGCGUGGUUAUAUCGUUAGGAAUGUGAAUAGGAGUGGGUAAACGAAUAUAUUAGUUCGGAUGCAGCUGCGAGUUAUGCGUGCAGUGGGUGCAUUACAGAUUCGCUUUUGGGGGAAAUUAUUUGAAAUUGUGUCAGUGAGACGGUGUUUUUCAUGCCGCAGCUGUUAUCCUACACCGAUUGAUAUUGCUAUCAUCACUGGAAAGAUGUUCAUCCCGGCCGAGUAAAAGUCGCUGGUUUUAUUUACACUCGAGGGAAUUACUGAGGCCACGUGGAAGUGUUGUAAGCCUGGAAAAAUAUGUGCCAGUAUGUCCGAGAGUGUCCUGGAAGCAGCGAACAGCGACAACGAUCAGAGAGCCUCCCUGUACGUAUUUCCGGUGGCAUUGCAAGCUGCGGCAAGCGGCGUUGGUCCAUCCUACCUAUCGGCCCAGUCACAGCCCUCGUCGAUUCAGCAACAACAGCAACAACAGCAACAGCAACAGCAUUAUGCAGGUGGAAUUGGAGGAGGAGGAGGACACCAGACGAUAUCGGGCGGCUCGGUUUCGACGAUAUCGAACAACGCAGGGGCGAGUCAAACCUCGACGAUGACGUCGACGGGGAUCGGCAAUCCCGGCGCCAUCUUGGCAUCGAGGAGCGCCAAUUCGAGAACCCACGCUCGAUCCGCCAGUCACGGGGGUGUUUUGGCGACCGGACUCGUAACCGCGACUUCCUCGGCCGGGGCUGCGGCUCGUCCUUCGGCCCUCAAGAAACCCGGACACCAGAGGGCCUUCAGUCAAGGCCAGGUCGUCGACGUUCAGGGGCCUCAUCUCGUCACUGGACACAGCCGCGUCGGUUCGAAAACCGACUUCAUACUGCCUCCUGGACAUCGGGAAGAUGCCAGACCACCAACAGGCGGAAAGGUCCCAUCCUUUCGCGGACACUCGCGGCAAGCUUCGAGAUCGGAAUCCAUAUACACGAUAAGGCGUAGCGCCGCGCCUCCGUGGUGGAGAAGACUUUGGGCAAGGUGUUUUGGACCCGCUGCCGAAGAGCCGAGACUAAGAACCAUUGUUCCGAAUCACCUGGUACCACCGAAAACGCCAAAGACUCAGCAUCCGAAUGGGAUCAGGGUGGAUAACAGAGUACGCACAACGAAAUAUACACCGCUGAGUUUCUUGCCUCGAAAUUUGCUCGAGCAGUUUCACAGAGUGGCGAACGUAUAUUUCAUAUCCAUUGUCCUGCUGAAUUGGAUUCCAGCAAUUAACGCCUUUGGGAAAGAAGUCGCCAUGAUACCGGUCAUCUUUGUACUCGGUGUAACCGCGCUAAAAGACUUCUUUGAGGACAGAAGACGAUUCAGCAGCGAUCAACGUGUCAACAAUUCCACAUGCCGAGUAUACGUUGGGGAGAGCGACCGAUACAAAAAGGUUGCCUGGAAGGACGUUAAGGUUGGCGACCUCGUACAUUUGUCAAACAACGAAUUGGUACCUGCAGAUCUUUUGCUAUUGAGAAGCAGCGAUCCUCAGGGUUUGGCCUACCUUGACACCUGCAAUCUUGACGGUGAAACGAAUUUGAAACAGCGCCAAGUUGUCAGGGGAUUCUUAGAUUUACAAAAUAGUUUUAAACCGUCCAAAUUCCGAUCGGUUGUCGAGGUAGAUCAACCGAGCACAAGAAUCUACAGGUUUCACGGGGCCGUGGUUCAUUCCUCUGGUUCCAGGGUGCCUGUUUCGACAGAAAAUCUUCUUCUCAGGGAAUGUCUUUUGAAAAAUACCGACUUUGUCGAGGGGAUCGUUGUUUAUGCCGGUCACGAAACGAAGGCUAUGUUAAACAAUGGCGGACCUCGUUACAAGAGGUCCCGACUGGAACGUCAGAUGAAUUUGGAUGUUGUGUGGUGUGUUUUUAUACUGGUCGUGCUAUGCCUAGUCGGUGCGAUCGGCUGUCGUUUAUGGCUCUCUGGCUAUGAUCUGCAAGUUCCUAUUCCAUUUCUACCAGAUCCUCAGAAUCCUAGUUCCGAAGGAAUGCUCACUUUCCUCACCUUUGUUAUUAUACUCCAAGUAAUGAUUCCCUUAAGCCUUUACGUCACCAUUGAAAUGGCAAAGGUCGUGCAAGUUUAUCACAUUGGAAACGACAGAGCGUUGUAUGAUCCGGAUACUGACCGCAGAGCAGAAUGUCGAGCUUUAAAUAUCACAGAGGAAUUGGGCCAGGUACAGUACGUGUUCUCAGACAAAACUGGUACUCUGACGGAGAACAAAAUGGUAUUCAGGCGGUGCGCUGUUGGCGGACAAGACUACGGUCAUACCGGAGAGGGAGAAAAUUUAAUACCCAGUAUUAGGUUGAAGGAAGACUUACUCAUCGGUUUAUCCAGGCAUAGAUUACAGGAGUUUCUGAUACUUUUAGCAGUAUGUAAUACGGUUGUUGUCAAUACAUCGCCGCACCAUGACGUUAUGAAUUCUAGCGGCGUUAUCGAAGAACCACAUAAAAAUGGAGCUCACACUAGAUAUGCCAGACUGACAGAGUCCAGAAGUGUCACGCCCAGUCCGCCACCGCCUGGUACGAAUCUUUCGCCAAUUCAAUCUUCUACUGAUGCUACAGCGACUGGAGAUCAUGCGCCACAUGUGAAACUGUCAAGUUGCUUAUUUGCUUACAGGCCAAAACUUCUGGGUGUCUCGUCAAUUCCGGGUCUCAACAUCAGUAUACUUACGCGCAAGACAUCACCGACACAGCAUCGUAGUUCUAGUCCAGCUCAUUCCGAGCCUCCUCCAAUAUACGAAGCUGAAAGUCCCGACGAAUUAGCUUUGGUCUUAGCUGCGAGAGCUUAUGAUGUUAAGCUUGUGAAACGAACACCUCACAGCGCGCUAAUCUCUCUGCCAGACAAGUCGACCCUGGACUUUGAGAUUCUCAAGGUACUGCCGUUUGACUCAAGUAGAAAGUGCAUGUCGAUUGUUGUACGGCAUCCGCAUACCAGGGAGAUUGUUAUGUACACAAAGGGUGCGGAUUCGACGCUCAUGUCAUCGCUGAACCCGAAUGACGACGAAUCAACGUCGAAUUUAGCCAGUAAAAUUAGGCAACAGCUGCAUUCCUACGCUCGCCAAGGUCUUCGCACUUUGGCAAUGGCUCGUCGAACUCUCACUCUUCUUGAGUUUGAAACUUGGCUCCAGCGACACAACGAGGCUGAACUUGCUACUGAAAACCGGGAAAGGCGUCUGAGAGAUUCUUAUGCUAGUCUUGAAUCUCAUCUUACGCUGUUAGGCGCCACAGGAAUCGAGGACAAACUUCAGACUGGUGUACCAGAAGCGAUCGCCGCUCUCAUUGCUGCUGGAAUUGUAGUUUGGGUCCUAACUGGUGACAAGCCAGAAACAGCGGUGAAUAUUGCCUACUCAGCACGAUUGUUUUCACCAUCUAUGCAAUUGCUUUGGUUGCAAGCACGAUCCAAAACAGUUGCAGAAACCUUGAUUCACGGUCAUUUGGAAGCUAUUGAACAGGAGCAUUUAGUUGAUUAUUCCACCGAUGUUAAUGAUGCUGAUCCAUCGGAAAGAGUUGCUCACAGAAUUGGAUCUCGACGACAACGUGCCUUGGUUGUGGAUGGAAAAACACUUACUUUUAUUUUGGAUCCAAGGUCAGGACUGACUGGUCCAUUCCUUGAGUUAACUCGUCUUUGUACCAGUGUUUUAGCCUGCCGGGCUACCCCUCUACAAAAAGCCUAUAUCGUACGCGUCGUUAAAGAACAGCUUGGCAUGAGAACUCUUGCUAUUGGCGAUGGAGCAAACGAUGUUAGUAUGAUUCAGACAGCGGAUGUUGGAGUUGGCGUUUCUGGGCGCGAAGGCACCCAAGCCGUGAUGGCUGCGGAUUUUGCUAUUGCUAGAUUUCCAUUGCUGACCAGACUCCUUCUGGUUCACGGUCAUUGGUGCUACGACAGGCUGUCUAGAAUGAUUUUAUACUUCUUUUACAAAAACGCCACCUUUGUCUUCCUAAUUUUUUGGUUCCAGCUGUACUGCGGAUUUUCGGGAGCUGUGAUGAUCGAUCAGAUAUAUUUAAUGCUCUACAAUUUAUUAUUCACAUCUCUGCCUCCUCUGACACUUGGUGUUUAUGACCAACUCGUCGCAGCUGGUACGCUAAUGGCAUCCCCUCAAUUAUAUGGAAGAGGGCGGUUAGGCCUUGUAUAUCAGCCUCAUUCGUUCUGGAUAACAAUGGCUGACGCACUUUAUCAAAGCAUAGUUAUUUUCUUUACUACCGAGGCUGCCUACCAUGACUCUGAUGUGGAUAUCUGGGAGUUUGGAACGACAAUUCUGACCUCUUGCAUGAUCUCGAUGCUUAUUUAUGUCGCGAUAGAAACUAGGUCUUGGACAAUAAUUCACGUAGGCUCUAUAAUCAUUUCACUGGGUGUGUUCUUUGGAUUUUGUCUCAUUUACAAUACCGUAUGUGUCAAUUGCAUGGGACUACCAGGAUCUUAUUGGGUUAUGCAAACUGCUAUUUCGAGAUACAUUUAUUGGCUGACUGUCAUUGUUGCAUCCAUCCUCGCAAUGCUUCCCAGGCUGGUAUACAGGGCAGUGAAAACUACGGUGGCACCGGACGUGAUACAGCAGGCGAUUUUGGAAUCUUCGGCAAAAAAUCGUCAACGGCAGAGGAUUGCAGGCAGAGGUGAGGUACUCGUUGCCGGUUGGUCACGAUCAACUCAACAUGCGACAAUCAGACCAGGAAGUUAUGGGCCUAAGGAUAACGCUCUGACAACUGUAGUUGCAUGACAUCCGUGUGUCACAAUAAGCAGAUACCUCUUCAAGAUUAAAUCCAACCACCAAACAACAAACAGUAAUAUCGCAGUUAGUUGAAAGUAUUGUUAUAUAUCCUUUCCUCCAUAAAUACACAGACACACCUGUAAACACACACAAAGAGUACAACGCCUGAUUUUAUAUUACGUGCUACUUGCCACAGUACCUAUCCACUUUUGGUUGGCUAAAAAGAAAUUAAAAAAAAAAAAAGUAUUAACGCGUCCCGAAUUUAGAUUUUGAUGUGAUCUAGUUUCGUGAUUUGCACUCCUAAGGAAUUGUGUGAACUAGUUUAUGCUAUUUAACAGCCAAUCAUACCAGUUUCAUAUUGCUACGCACGUAAAAUGGAUACAGGUUCAUUUUGCGCACUGUAUUCACAAUUAUUAAAACUUAAUUGAGGGUUGAAUUAUACUUCAACUUUAGCUAGUUGUCAUUUCACUUGGCGUGAACAACUUUUGAUAUGAUUUAGAAUCAGCGUAAAGCCAAGACCAAAUUAUAAGUGUGUCCAAUAGCGGUCAUAUUGAUUUCACGAUGAAGACAAGGUUUUCCUCGAUGUUGAAAACCUAAAAUUAUCGCACAUUAUUUUUCAGCCAACACUUUUAUCAACGAAAUAGUUUGCAUAUCAAAUAUUGGCUAAAUACCUUGAGUUGUCGAGAAUUUAGUGUGCGAAAAUCUCUUGUACGCGCGUCUACAUGUAUUGCAAAAAGAAGUAUGAUUCUCUCUCAAACCUUUUAUAAAUUUAGCAGUAUACCUUAAGUUAUAGAUAUAUAAGAAGAAAAAAGUGAACUAUGAAAUGGAGCUUUGGCAUAGUUUUAUAACCGUUUAACUCAGAUGAAUUUUACAGUAGAAAUUACGUUAGUACCAACUGUACUGGGGGGAGGGGGCCAAUCGCUAUAAUCUGCCGUGUGCCUAAACUGCUGGCUAGCUGGUCAUCGCAACCACCGCUAGCUGGUGCGUUACCAUAGUCCCCGCCAGUAAUGCUAGUAGUCAGGAAGAGGGCAGACGAGGACUGACGAGGUCCUACUGUAAUGUAUAUGUACAAGAGUAGAGGUAAAACUUUCAGGUUGUAUAAUUGGUUCUUGAUAACAUUUUACCAAAGGGGAAGGGGCUUGUGGCGCUUAUUCGACAGUCAACAAUAGCGGCUUACAGUCACCAAUAAGAUUUUGCCACUACUGUAAUACACAAAAAACACAAUUAUACACAUACCUGAUCGUCUAAGCGUCUUACUCAAUUUUUACCUGAGCCUUAUUGUUCACACUGGUGCCACGGGUUUGAUCUGUAAUAGUCAAUUUUUUUUCGAAUAUCUGAAAAUGUUGUAGUCCACAGCAUUCUUUCGAAAACUUUUCGUUGAUCGAAAUUUGAAAUGUAAUGUACAAUAGGUAAUAUUUUAAACAACGAACCCGAUAGUCGAUACGCUAUUUCUAAAUUGAAUAUGGUUUAUUUCACAAUCUACCUUUAUAGAAUGUUGAUUAGGAUUUGCUCAGUCAUUUCUUUGUUCUUAUUUUGUUUUAACUGACAGGUCCAAGAUUUUCUGACAAUGUUUCGAAUCGCUCGGUUUGUAUACUCUGUUUGACAAAUGUGUGAAUUGAAAACGAAAAAUAAGUUAUUAACUACUGGAAUACGAGUGAAUUAAUCCAUUACUGUAGUGGAGUGGCCUUAAACUCAGACUGUUGUUUGUUGCAUUUACUGGCUGUGACUCUUAGGGACCAAUUAUUAGUUUGUUAAUUAUAAUAAAUAAAAUACCUACAUAUUACAUGUAUUAUGGACAUGAUAUGAAUGCAAAAGUGUAUAAAAGUACGUUUGAAGUGAAUCACUUGAAAAAUAUGCUCAGCUUAUGAAACGAAAUAAGAGCAAUUUGCACGUAGAAAGAAUCAGUGGGGUCGCACUUUUUUCAGUAUUGCAUGUCAGCUAGUCUUGGAGACUUAGAUUUUUCUAUCACACAAUUUUUCAAACUCUAUAAGAUUUCCUUGAGUUAUUUGUAACGCACAUUUUCCCGUUAUACUCAUUCCGAUGAUUAUUCAUUUCAUGUUAUCCCACAUGAAGUAGAAAUUAUAGCUGUACAGUUUUACGUGAAAAAUGUCUAAAUCUUCUGAAAAUAGUAUACCAUCUUAGUUUUGUUUUGGUCCUUAGUUUUCAAAUUAUUUAUUUGGAAUACAAGAUUCAUUUCUUUACUGGAGAAAAGUUGGUAAAAAUGUGUCAAUAGUAAACUGAAUACAACAAUCUCUGCGACGUUGACAGAGUUACCAUGUAUUGCAAAUGCCAAUUCGAAAAUCUUUUAAAAGUAUCUUAGACCCGAGUGAUCCUUUACACGUGGAAUUUCACUUGAAUAAUCAUAUGUAAAUAUAAAAAAUAAAUGUAAUUAAUAGUAUACGCAUAUGUAUUAUGUAUAGUAUGUUAUACGGAUACACGCCUAUGAAUACACAUGUAUUUAGAUUCUAUUUUAAUGAGUGAAUAUAUUUAAAAGAAAACUACCUAAUUCAAUUAACCAUGAUAAAAUAUUUAUGUAUAUAUGUGUACACUCGUGUAUACGACGUUAUGCCCUGCAGUUGAAUUAUUGUUAAAUUAUAGACAAUUAAAGAUAUAUUUGAGCAUAUCCGAAGAUUUUAAUAAAUAAAUAAAUAAACAAAUAUAUAUAUAUAUGUAUAUGUAUAUAUAUAUUUUAUGUAUAGACACAUGUAGGUAUUAUGUGCAUGUCAAUAUAAUGUUAAUGAUGCCGCUAUGAUUAUAUUUUGAUAACGACAAAUGACAAAUGUGUGCAUAUUAUGAGUAAAUGAAGUGCUAAAUUAGGAAACUGGUUAUUAAUAGAAAUACUUUUAUUUACACUUUUCGUUAUUCCCGUACUCAUAUCAUUCCAACGUUCCCAAGUUUCACGCUGAGAUUGAUUGAGUGAUUUUCGUAGCUUGUGCGUCUUGCGUGCGGAUCACUUGGAGUGACAAAUUUUGCCUUUAUCUGAUAAAAUAGAUUUUAUUUCUUUAUCAAUCAAAAUCCAGCUCGAUAGGCUCUGCCGCAAAAACGAAUAUUUUAACGAAUUUUUGAAGAUCAUAAGAUAUUUGUUCGUGUGAAACUAACCAAUUCAGUUAUAAUUUGACUUUAAGUCCGGACCUUGACAAAAAGUCGACGAAAAUAACCGUGUAAUAAUAUUAUAAAAGAUCGUUUGUUAGUUAAUUUUUCAGAAUUAUAGUAAGGGUGGGGGGAAUUAAAAACUUUCAAGUAUAUUUUUCUUGCUUUAUUCAGUAAAAGUAAUUCCAACCGUGUAAAUAGAACUGCAACCAUCAUAAUUAACAACGACAAAGGUGCAUGAAUGUACAUACAUACAUUUUUCAUACCAAAUCAUUAAAAUCAAUCAUAUUUUUAAAGCGUCGAAACAUCUUGGUCCGCAUGCUAAAUAAUAUCCAUUUGCUCGUGGCAAUCUUAGGUGCUGU
This is a messenger RNA of Neodiprion virginianus, 8469 nucleotides long. Its product is annotated as phospholipid-transporting ATPase VD. The coding region runs from base 620 to 5026 and encodes 1468 amino acids. The record is from RefSeq and is a predicted model, not a curated record. Gene Ontology annotation, molecular function: ATPase-coupled intramembrane lipid carrier activity; magnesium ion binding; ATP hydrolysis activity. Gene Ontology annotation, cellular component: plasma membrane. Lineage: Eukaryota; Metazoa; Arthropoda; Insecta; Hymenoptera; Diprionidae. The transcript is spliced from 18 exons. Gene Ontology annotation, biological process: phospholipid translocation.